CCCGGCCAGCCGCGGCUAGUGGAGGUCUCCGGACGCACCGGCAUGUUUCGGCUGCUUCGCUGGCGUCUGGGUCGAACCCUGCUGCGGGCCGCGGGCCGGCGGUGCGGGGGCUGUACGGCGCGCCUGCUGCCGGAGCGGGCGGGCGACACGGGGCCGGGCACGGAGCGGCUGCGGACCCGAGGUGCGCCGGCGCGGGGACACGGAGUGCUGCCGCUGUUGGCAGCGCUUGCCUGGUUCUCGCGACCCGCGGCGGCGGCAGAGCAGCCAGGAGAGGACGCGACAGACGAGGCGGAGGCCGAGAUCAUCCAGCUGCUGAAGCGAGCCAAGUUGAGCAUCAUGAAAGAUGAGCCAGAAGCGGCUGAGCUGAUUUUGCAUGAUGCUCUUCGCCUUGCGUAUGAGAGUGACAACAGGAAGGCCAUCACGUACACUUACGACUUGAUGGCCAACUUAGCAUUUAUUCGAGGGCAGCUUGAAAACGCAGAACAGCUUUUUAAAGCAACAAUGAGUUCCCUGCUUGGAGGGGGCAUGAAGCAGGAAGACAAUGCGAUAAUUGAAAUCUCUCUGAAACUGGCCAAUAUCUAUGCUGCUCAGAAUAAACAGGAGUUUGCCCUUGCUGGCUAUGAAUUCUGCAUUUCAACUCUAGAGGGAAAAAUUGAAAGAGAAAAGGAAUUAGCAGAAGAUAUUAUGUCAGAAGAAACAGCGAAUACUUACCUCCUCCUUGGCAUGUGCUUAGACUCUUGUGCACGCUACCUGCUAUUCUCCAGGCAGCUAUCACAGGCACAAAGGAUGUAUGAGAAAGCCCUGCAGAUUUGUCAAGAAAUACAAGGAGAAAGACACCCACAGACUAUUGUGCUGAUGAGUGACUUGGCUACUACACUGGAUGCACAGGGCCACUUUGAUGAUGCCUACAUUUACAUGCAGAGGGCAUCCGAUCUGGCAAGAGAGAUUAGCCACCCUGAGCUGCACAUGGUCCUCAGCAAUCUGGCUGCCAUCUUGAUACACAGAGAACGAUACACACAAGCAAAGGAGAUCUACCAGGAGGCGCUGAAGCAAGCAGAGCUGAAAAGAGAUGAGGUUUCUGUUCAGCACAUCAGGGAAGAAUUGGCUGAGCUGUCAAGAAAAAGUAGACUUUUGACUUAAUUUUGUUAAGCUAUACAAGUUCAUUUUGUUGUAGAGAGGGUAACCUCUGAUAACCCAAAGGAGUAACUUGUUCCUUCGUUGUCUGGACCUCAAUCAGUGGUGUAAAUCAUUGUUGAAAUUCAACGUUCUUCAACUCGGCUUUGGUGAAGGACAAGUCGAAUACACUGCCACUUUGUUUCUAAAUUCCUUUUCCUUUGAGAUGGGCAUCUCUAUGUGUAGGCUGGCCUGGAAAUUGUAUGCUUGAAGUUGGCUUCCAACUUGGAGUACUCCUCCCUUAGCUUCGAAAGUGCCUGGCCCUGCUUUUGUUUUUAAAAGGUGAAACAGCUUUUACCCUGUUCUGACUGUAUAUAAGGUGGAGUCCAUGCACAUCUGAGAAAAAUUAUAGACCACAGUUGGCCAAGUUCCCCAUGGAAUGGUUAUUAUACCUUCCAUAAAAUUUUGAUUCAUGCUUACUCUUCUCUAUCCAUCUCUGGCAAGCAAGUUACUUGUAUCACGACACAGGAGGAUUUUGGUGAGUUCUCUCUCGUACAUACUGUUUUAUUGAAGCAUUGUGAGACUUAAUGACUAUGAGGGGGAUGAUAAUUCUAGUUGGCCACCAUUAGGCAGCAUUCAUUUCUAAAGUGGCAGUGAGACACUUGGACUGCAUACCUGUUCAUAUGAAAUUACUAAAAACGGUGGUGGCAGAAGGAAUGAAGCCCUCAUCAGCGCUGUCUGACCACUGGGCUUCCUUUAUAACCACAGGCACAGAGUGGAGUCAAGUCAUGCUGGCAGCACAGAUGUGCUCCGUGGCAUUGUGCAACCACUGACCUGGGUCCUAUUUAGCUCCACCUUUUUAUUUUGCCAUCUCUGUUUUCACAGCUGUGAAGUGUGAAACCAAUUAGAGUGCUUGAUAACUCCAUCACUGCCUGGAUGCUUUUACCUUUGCAAUCUAACAAAUGGCCUUUUGCCUAAGAGUUUUUCUGGGUACCACAAAGGAUCCCCGGUGGUGUUGGCAUGCCCGUGGAGGUGGGCAGUGUAAGUAGGAUUGCCAGUGGACUUUGGUUCAUGCAUUUGUACUGGUAUGAAUCCUCAUAAUAAACUAGAGACUACAUAAUAUUUUAUGUAUUCUAAUAAUCUUUGAGUCAUAGAAAACUAAUGGCCAAGUUAAUAGAUGGACAUACUAAGGUUCAGAUCCUUGGGAAGAGCCCCACCUUCUGUUUGAGCUCAUCUACCGUGCACUUCCUAGAUAACCCCAUGUGAUCCUGCUAACCAUGAAUAACCAGAUUAAGAGUUCAGUCUCCUUUUGCUUUGAAAAUGUUUUUACUUUUUCAUAAUUCCAGAGUUACCCAAGUUAGGUGUUAGGCUUUUUUAAUGUUACAUGGUGACUGAUCUCAUGUCCUGUGGCUGGGGACAUGGUCUGUGGUGUGUUCCCAGCAGCAUUCAUUUGCACUGUUAAAGAAAGGCAGUGAGACAAAGGGACUCAUCUCCUUUUACUGAUUACAACUUUGAACAAUUUACAUUUAAUUUCAUACUGAAGUUUUAAACUAUACCAUGUUACUAGGGUUUUCAGGGCUUAAGUGUAUGUUAGACAAUCACAGCAUAUGAAAAUUUAAAGUGUAGUAUAAAAUUUCUCACUAAAUAGACUGGAAAAUUGUCAGAAUAUUACCUCUGCUGGAAGACCUUGAUUUAGUUGCAUGUGCAUGUGUUACAGAUAUAGUGCUGGCCCACAACAAACACCACACCUUGAUUUGCAGCUGACGUCCUAGACUCAGUACUUAUUUCUGCCCUUAGUAUCACAGUAAGACGACCUCCACUUCUCUAGGUAAACUUUGUGAGGAAAUGAUUCUGGAUUUCAUGUUGUAUUGUCCUGAACAUGGCACAGUCUUCAGGAGGAGCUACAAGAGUAGAAAACAAGCUAGGCUGACUGGUCCUUAGAUGAACCCAACCUGAAACACAGUAAGACAGGGUCAGUCAUCUUUUUUGAGGCCAGCUGACAAAGUGACUUACUAAGGUCUAGACUGUAACUUGGCAGGGAGGCACCUUCAGCAGUAAACCUAACCAGAACACUUAGUCUUUAUUAUGUUUGUGACUUUGUAAAGGUAAUGACAAGUGAUAAGAAUCCUGUUCUGGCUGGCCCAGAACUCAUCUUGUAAUCCAGGCUAGCCUUGUAGUCUUAAGUGAUCUGUCUGCCUCUGCCUCCUGAGUGCUGGGAUUAAAGGUAUGUGCUAUGAUGCAUAGCUAAAGUUGAA
Molecule: messenger RNA, 3368 nt
Organism: Arvicanthis niloticus (Nile rat)
Lineage: Eukaryota; Metazoa; Chordata; Mammalia; Rodentia; Muridae
Gene: Ttc19
Product: tetratricopeptide repeat domain 19
Biological process (GO): mitochondrial respiratory chain complex III assembly
Cellular component (GO): mitochondrial inner membrane
Molecular function (GO): protein binding
Source: RefSeq, a predicted model, not a curated record